GUCGGUACCAGUCUAUGCCUCUCGAGCUGUGGCUCGAGUGCAUUUGCGAUCAGACUCAGUUUGGCGAAGACUUAGUGGUUGUUGGGAACCACCCAGUGCUGGGCAAUUGGUCCGUGGAAAAGGGUGUAGUUCUUCGCACCGACGUCUCAACUUUUCCACUGUGGACCUUGGAGAAACCUCUGGUUCUGGAGGAGGAUGAGUACAUGCCACUAUGGCUGGAGUACAAGUAUAUCAUCCGAGGCAUCGAGACACAUUGGGAGGACUUUGGGCGUCGGAGCUUGCCCAUCUUCAGCUCCACCUCUCCAGUGACGGCCACGGCCUUCCUGCCGCAAUGGACAGAGGUUGGAAAGCCCAUGAAUCGACUUCUUCCCUUCUGCAGGACUAUCCCGUUUACAACCAGGUUACACCCCCACUACAAAACCAGGGGACGACGCUUGAAGCCUGGUCUCAUGCUGAGGGUAGACAGCUACGGCAGCUGGACCGCCAUGACAGAAGCUUCCUGGAACGCCCCGAAGCGCUUUUCCCCUGGCGUCGCCGGCAUGAGCGCAGCACUUCGUCGCAGCAGUUUCCUCUUCGUUUCCGGGAGCACCGUGAAUCACGAGAGCAUCAAAUACCAUGCAGAGAGGGUCUUUGCACGGCCCAAGCGCGCUCGACUUCUGCUCUGCUUGCGUCAGUUGCGACGCUCAGACUUCGGAAUGCUGCUGGCGCCGGAGCUCUGGCUUCGCAUUGGCGACUUCAUUGGUGGACUCCGGCUUCGACAGGUCGACUCCAGUGCUUCCAGCGGCUGAGGCAUCUGGGCAGACGGAGCGGCCUUGCCAGUUGCUGACUGGCUGGCGAAUUUUAUGUUGGGAUUCUACCC
Cladocopium goreaui is the source of this 859-nucleotide messenger RNA. NCBI's taxonomy places the organism in Eukaryota, Dinophyceae, Suessiales, Symbiodiniaceae. The record is from the annotation of a GenBank genome assembly.